GAGUUUUUUUUCAAAGGAUUAGCUUAAUCCCAAUAGAUACACCCGCGAAACGUCGCAGUCAAGGCUUUCAGAGUGCCAUCAAGAAAGUCAGAAGACAUGAAAAAAUUGAUCAAGAAACUACGUCAGGAAGUCUUUGUUUGGCAACAGCUGGAACACUCGCACAUACUGCCUCUGUAUGGCACUACGGACGACUUUGAAGUUGUCCCGGCACUAGUGUGUCCAUGGAUGGAAAACGGUUCUCUCCAUGAAUAUCUGGAUAUAAUAUGGAGUGAGCAGUUACCGCCCGAAGCACAUAGCCUCUUUCUUCUUCUCUUCCAAGUUGUUUCAGGUCUGCAGUAUCUGCAUUCUAAAAACAUUAUACACGGAGACCUUAUGCCUCCUAAUGUUCUGAUCGACGAGAACGGGAACGCCCUCCUUGCGGACUUUGGCCUGUCGCGCCUGCUGGCAGAUCACGAGACAUCUUUCUUCGCAUCUAACAGAUCAGGCGCAAUUCGUUGGGCUGCUCCUGAAAUUAUACCGCUUGAUACUGAAAAGCCCAACGAAGUUGUUGAGCCAAAUAAGGCGAGCGACAUCUAUUCAUUUGGUUGCAUUAUGAUGCAGGUGCUCUCUGGCUGCCCCCCGUACUUCGACAUGAAGUUGGAGCCUCCUGUUAUUGUGGCCAAAUCUCAAGGCAAUUCGUCAAAACGACCCGAACAGCCUGCAAUUUCUGACAUUUAUUGGCGCUAUAUUGAACGAUGUUGGUCGACACAGAUCAAGACGCGGCCCUCGGUUGAUCAAGUUCUGGACUAUAUAAAGGCAGAAUACGACAGACAUAGGUUAUUUUCAAACUAAGUUAGGUGUUCCUGCCAGCGAUACAAACGAGUUGAUCUCGAAUACCACAUUUUCUCGUGUCCUUGCAGUCGCAACGCAUGUUGUAUCUAUUCCAUCAUGACACAGUCUGGUACUACGUACUAUCGCAUCCUCCUGACUCCGCGACAUUCAAGUCGUUAAUGCAAAUUGCAAUAUCAUUCGGUUCCGCCCUCAAUUUGCAAAGACUCGACUCUCGUUGACUCAUACCCCACUGCUUGCUGUACAGAACGGUGACGAGAGCUCUCAGGUAGUCGAGUCAUCG
This is a messenger RNA of Suillus bovinus, 1111 nucleotides long. RefSeq names its product kinase-like domain-containing protein. The transcript is spliced from 6 exons. Lineage: Eukaryota; Fungi; Basidiomycota; Agaricomycetes; Boletales; Suillaceae. Gene Ontology annotation, molecular function: ATP binding; protein kinase activity. Gene Ontology annotation, biological process: protein phosphorylation. Bases 97 to 831 code for a protein of 244 amino acids. The record is from RefSeq and is a predicted model, not a curated record.